This is a messenger RNA of Rhizophagus irregularis DAOM 181602=DAOM 197198, 2053 nucleotides long. The record is from RefSeq and is a predicted model, not a curated record. NCBI's taxonomy places the organism in Eukaryota, Fungi, Glomeromycota, Glomeromycetes, Glomerales, Glomeraceae.
AACAAUGUCUAAUAACGCUGAACUUAUUAAUGAUUUAAAUGAUUGGAAUAAAUGGAUUGAGGAGGCUAUUUCUAAAAAACUUAUUAAAUAUUAUGAAUUUGACCAAUUUUAUAAUUUUCAAAACAUUGGUUCCGGAGGUUUCGGUAGAGUUUAUCGUGCAAACUGGAAGAAUUCUCAUAAAAGUUAUGCAAUAAAGUCUUUUUUUAAUAUCAAUGAUGCUUCAGCUAAAGCAAUUGUUCGUGAGAUUCAACUUCAACGCGAAGUUGAUUUUCAUGAUAACGUUAUCAGCUUUUAUGGUGUUACAACUUCCGUUAAAGAAAAUCAAAGAAAAGAAUAUUCAUUGGUACUAGAAUAUGCUGAAAAUGGUACUCUCCGAAAAUAUCUGAAAGAAAAUUUUAAAAAUCUCACUUGGAAUGACAAAUUUAAUUUUGCAUUUCAGCUGGUUUAUGCAGUAUCAUGCUUACAUGGAGAAGGGAUAAUGCAUCGUGAUUUGCACUCUAAUAACGUGUUAGUUCAUCAAAAUACCGUUAAGCUAGCAGAUUUUGGCUUAUCAAAAAGAAUUGAGGAAACAUCUGGCUCUCAAUCAAAAACAUUUGGAUUAAUUCCUUAUACUGAUCCAAAAAGUUUUAAUAGAAAUACAACGACAUUAUAUUUAUUAAAUAGAAAAAGCGAUGUUUAUAGUAUUGGUGUAUUACUAUGGGAGAUAUCUAGCGGUAAGCCACCUUUUCAUGGUAUACCAUAUGACGUUGGUUUGGCUAUUAGUAUUUUACAGGGUUUUAGAGAAAAACCUAUUCCUGAUACAUCUGAAGAUUAUAUAAAAAUUUACACUGAUUGUUGGAAUCUUGAACCUGAUAAUCGUCCUACUAUCAAUCAAGUGGUUGAUAAACUAAGAACGAUUAUAACAAAAGAAAACAUAAUUAUAAAAGAUUUUCACCUAUAUGAUGAUAAAAAGGAUAUUCAAUUAUCAAAUAAUCAGCAGCCAAUUUUAGAUGAAGUUUCUUCUGAAGAUUUUAAUUCCUUACAUGGAGAAUUAUCUCAAGUUAUUCAAAAUUUUAAUAUGAUGAACACAAAAGAAAUGGAAUGUUCAAUGUCAUCAAGUAACCAAUUUGAGAAUAAAUUUAAUACAAUAGUUAAUGAUAUAAUUGAUAUUUUUAAUAAUGAUUAUUUUGAAAUGGAUAUACAGAAGAUUAUAAAUUAUCUUGACAAUCAUAAUAUAACUUUACAAGAGUUUAAUAAUUUAUUAUUAAGCAAUCAGAAUGACUCAAAUUUUAUUGCUUUACUUGGAAGAUUUAACUAUUUAGGAAUUGGAAUCAGUGUUGAUAAACAAAAAGCAUUUGAGUUAUAUCAAAAAGCAGCAGAUUUAGAAAAUUCAUUUGGGAUAAAUUUUUUAGCAUAUCAUUAUGAAAAGGGAAUUGAGACAAAUAUUAAUAGUCAAAAGGCAUUUGAACUAUAUCAAAAGGCAGCAGAUUUAGGAUAUCUACCUGGAAUUAAUAAUUUAGGACGUUGCUAUGAAAAUGGAAUUGGAACCAAUAUUAAUCAGCAAAAGGCAUUUGAAUUAUAUCAAAAAGCAGCAGAUUUAGGAAGUGUAUUUGGAAUAAUUGGUUUAGGACAUUGCUAUGAAAAUGGAAUUGGAACUGAUAUUAAUCAGCAAAAGACAUUUGAAUUAUAUCAAAAAGCAGCAGAUUUAGGAAAUGCAUUUGGAAUAAAUAAUUUAGGAUAUUGUUAUGAAUAUGGAAUUGGAACCAAUAUUAAUCAGCAAAAGGCAUUUGAAUUAUAUCAAAAAGCAGCAGAUUUAGGAAGUGUAUUUGGAAUAAUUGGUUUAGGACAUUGCUAUGAAAAUGGAAUUGGAACUGAUAUUAAUCAGCAAAAGACAUUUGAAUUAUAUCAAAAAGCAGCAGAUUUAGGAAAUGCAUUUGGAAUAAAUAAUUUAGGAUAUUGUUAUGAAUAUGGAAUUGGAACCAAUAUUAAUCAGCAAAAGGCAUUUGAAUUAUAUCAAAAAGCAGCAGAUUUAGGAAGUGUAUUUGGAAUAAUUGGUUUAGGACAUUGCUAUGAA